AUGGACAGCCCAGGUAGACUGACGACUGUGUUCCGCAACAUCAGAAUCUCCACACCUGGCCCGAUCUUCGCGACGGACGAUUCAGUUGACACAGCUGUCAUCACUAAUUCGACGCCCGAACGAGCUGUGCGCCGAAUUCAGCGCGAAGAUGCUUCCCUUUCUACGCCUAAGCCGCACCCUUGUAGUGCCCGUAACCUUCUCCUGGGCGUAUUUAAGAAAGGCUGGGAGCGCCCAACCACAGUAGAGAAGUUGAGGACAGCACAUGUGGACUUUCUACUCAAGACAACGAUCGGUCGCGACUUCAACCUGAUCACGGCUGCUGGCGUGGAGUUCAAGGUUCACUCCACUAUGCUGAUCGGUGGAGCAAAGACGCUCCAGGACGAACUCUUCUCUAGUGAUGCACUACGUUCAGACCCGCCAAAGCAUGUGAUUCUGCCACCUCACUUUCACCCCAUCCUCAUGGACCGCAUUGUGAACUUUAUAUAUACGUCAGACUACACGAUCAGUACCUCGAGGGCGAAGCCUAUAACAAAACUCUCGGCUCAGAACUUCACCUUCCACAACGCCACUUUCAUCCCACCCAUAGAACCACCAACACCUGCCAUGAUCGCCCUAGCCGGCAUACAAGACUGUAUAUUCCACCUGCACAUAUACCACCUAGGCGAAGACCUGCAAUACCCCUCUCUCAAAUCUGCCGCCUACGCCAAACUCACCGAUUUGCUGAUCCGCCAACGCGGUCGCGACCCCUCCGUCCUGAAAGAGACUGUUGACGCAGUCUUCGCCGCCCCAGGAUCCAGCACACGCAUCUGCGCCGACGAAGACAGCGUCAUUCAGCAACUCGUUGUUGCGGCCGCCAUUGGGCACGAGCAGAAGUGUUGGACUGACAAGCAGCGCGAGCAAUUCGUUGCUUUACUGCCGGCUGCCGAAUACAAGGAUUUCUGGUCCGUACAUGAUACCACACAGAGCGAAAACAUUGAUAUGAUCAAUGAAAAUUGGGUGUGCAGGCAGUAUGUGGAAGAGAAGCGUCGAGCCAAGCAAGCGGUUGCAAAGCGGGCGAGUGGCGGUGCGUUGAGUGUUGCGGCUACGGGGUCUCCGGCUAAGGACAAGGCCAUGGCGGCGGGGUUUAGGACUGAAAGCAAAAGGCGGCACAAGGAUAGGUUCAAGAGGAGGCAUGUGCCGAGGGCAAAGGUGGAACUUGGGCGGGCUGAGGAGGAGGACGACAAGAUGGAGAUGGAGGUGGACUGA
Plenodomus lingam JN3 is the source of this 1245-nucleotide messenger RNA. RefSeq lists its product as uncharacterized. Gene Ontology annotation, molecular function: protein binding. NCBI's taxonomy places the organism in Eukaryota, Fungi, Ascomycota, Dothideomycetes, Pleosporales, Leptosphaeriaceae. The record is from RefSeq and is a predicted model, not a curated record.